Scutellospora calospora is the source of this 180-nucleotide messenger RNA. NCBI's taxonomy places the organism in Eukaryota, Fungi, Glomeromycota, Glomeromycetes, Diversisporales, Gigasporaceae. The record is from the annotation of a GenBank genome assembly.
AUGAUCGUGAAAUCUAAAAAUCUUAUUGGCUAUCUACCUGAAAUAUUAAAUGAAGCACUUAAAGAUAUUAAUAUUGGUGAUAUUGCAAAAGUUAUCGAUAAAAUUAAUGAAGAUCCUAAAUUUGAUGAUUUACAAAAAGAAAUUAACGAAUUGAAAAAUACUCGAAGACCAGCAAAUUAA